Messenger RNA from Megalobrama amblycephala (Wuchang bream), 1166 nucleotides. Its product is annotated as muscarinic acetylcholine receptor M5-like. The transcript is spliced from 2 exons. Gene Ontology annotation, cellular component: membrane. Gene Ontology annotation, molecular function: G protein-coupled receptor activity. The record is from RefSeq and is a predicted model, not a curated record. Gene Ontology annotation, biological process: G protein-coupled receptor signaling pathway. The coding region runs from base 129 to 1046 and encodes 305 amino acids. NCBI's taxonomy places the organism in Eukaryota, Metazoa, Chordata, Actinopteri, Cypriniformes, Xenocyprididae.
CUCCUCAUUUGAAAAACGCCCCGCACGCGUGCAUCAGUUAAAUCGCGCGCUUUUACCACAAGCUGUCAUUAUCAGCGACGGUUGUGCUUUCUUACAUGAACAUGAACAUUUACUGACACUCACUGCUCAUGAAUAUUUCUCAGAGUAGUGCGGGUCUUGGUACCGUGCUGCCUCUUACUAGUUUCGAGAACGUGCUUUUGUUUCUCUUCAAUGUAAUUCACGCCACCGCCACCAUUUUCCUCAACGUGUCCGUGAUUCUGUCCAUCAUGAUGAACGGAUCCCUGCGCAGCGAGAACCGCUUCAUGUACAUGCUCAGCACGUGUCUCAGUGACAUCUGCUCGGGCGUCUCGUAUUAUUAUGUUGGAGUUCUGGAUGUACGCGAUUAUUAUGACUCUCCGGCACGCACUUUCUAUAUCGUUCCCACUUUUCUGGGUCUGUCCUAUAUGGCGAUUCUGGCCGCGCAGGCGGACCGUUACCACGCGGUCUCAGCGCCUUUCAAAUACUCGCAGCGCAUGACCCGAAACAGAACCCUGCUGGUGAUUCUGGCCUACUGGCUUUAUGCUUUUUUGAUGGUGGCUGUAAAUAAUUUGGUGACUAUGGGGAUCGCUGAAAAAGUGACGGGCCUUGGUACUUUUGUGGCGAACAUUUUCACCGUCAUUAUCAUGAUUGGUUUGAACUUCAAGCUGUUUUUCAUCGCCAGAUUUCAGGUAGAUCGCGAACCGCCGAGCGCGGAACGGGACAACAAGCGCGCGUCCAUUUACCUCAUCAUAAUAGUAGCCAUGUGUUUUCUGAUCUCGUAUUUGCCAUUGUUUCUUCAUUCAACUGUGUGCAUUUUUAGGGGGACCUCGUGCUAUCCGUUUAAAAAUGAUGGCACAGAUCCUCUGCGCAUUUUGGCACGUCUCAAUGCGAUCAUCACACCCUUAUUGUAUAUCAGGGGCUGUACUGCACUCAGGAGCACUAUAUUAAUUAAAGUCUGGAGAACACAAUGCUGCAGGAUGAAAGGAGUGAACCCACAGACUGUGGAAAAAACUGAAGACAGGAUGUAGCAGUGAUCUUCGAGAUCAUUUCUACCACAAGCCAAAUGACUUUACUUUUAAAUAUUCACUAAACAUUUGUAAAUCCAAAACACAUAAAGUUAACUGUAUGAGCAGUUUCAUGUCUGUGUC